GACGCUGGCAUGAUACGCUCAUCUACCAGUCACUAUUGUGGGAGGGAUCUCAGCAGCGCUUUGAGUCUAGUCUGCCAAGGGUGGUACAAGCGGUCCGAUCCUGGCAUUUUCAAAAUCAACGAAAUAGGUAUGAAUAGAGCCGGAGGACAUGGAGGUGGUCACAGAGCGUCUGUUCCCGCUGUUCAUGGACCCCCAACUCGCUCUGGCCAUGGUCGGUCAAGGAGGCCGAUACAAGCGCCACGGUAUUGUAGACGAAUGCUGCCACAACCCUUGUACUGUGAACGAACUAAGGAACUACUGCGGCUCGGCCGAGUACUAACGAACAGCCACUGAUCUUGUAAUU
Molecule: messenger RNA, 343 nt
Organism: Macrosteles quadrilineatus (aster leafhopper)
Lineage: Eukaryota; Metazoa; Arthropoda; Insecta; Hemiptera; Cicadellidae
Product: bombyxin A-1 homolog
Exons: 2
Coding region: 10-333 (107 amino acids)
Cellular component (GO): extracellular region
Molecular function (GO): hormone activity
Source: RefSeq, a predicted model, not a curated record